AUGCAAACGACUAGUUUUAUCACUAUUAGCGCUGCCAUUCUCUUUCUCCCAGCCGCCUUUGGUGAUAUUGGAACUACUUAUGAAUGCACUGGUGCUACCUUCUCAUCUCGGAGAGAAUUGAAAAAUGCUCAGCAGGUGUGCAUCAAUAAUCUAAAUAAGGGUGUACAAAUGCAGAAUAAAGUGGGAGGCAGUAGAAAAGACUCAAAAUAUCAUGUUGUACUAACUCCCCAUGAAGGAUUAAAAUCGCCAAUUAAGCAAAAAGAUAAGUUGGAAUAUAUUGCUGAAUAUCAGAAGUCCGACUGUAAACUUAUCCAUGUUUUCGAAAUCAAAAUGGGAAUUCGCAAAAACUGCGUACAAAAUCUUGAUCAAUUCUCCCAGGGAAAAAUUCAAGGAAAUUUAAAAUCACACGAAGCCAACAGGCAGAACUUAAUUCCCUGCGGCGAUUAUGUAAUGGAACUUUCAUACUUAAAUAGGGCAGCCAAUUCGGGCUGUGCAGCUCUUCAAAGAAUGCAGAUAGGUCAUCAUGUGCCGCAUCUCAAAAAAUCACUUAUCACGAAAUUUCCAGAUUCCAAUAAAUUCUACAGAUCUGGAACUUUGUAUGAAUGGCCUUUUCAUCCAGACGGCCAUUUACAAAAGACGGAUGAAACUCCAGGUAGAUAUCGCAUCAUCAUCAACUCAGAAUGCAGCAUUGUUGGCUUUCGUGUUCUGCGACACUUGGAUGGAUCCAUCAAAAAGAAUGAACUAAUUUGCACCUUGAUCAUACCUCAUGCUGACUCAAAUAUUCGUCAGAAGCACAUUAGACGUUAA
Molecule: messenger RNA, 807 nt
Organism: Blumeria graminis f. sp. triticale
Lineage: Eukaryota; Fungi; Ascomycota; Leotiomycetes; Helotiales; Erysiphaceae
Source: the annotation of a GenBank genome assembly